UUUUAAUGGAUGUACAAUAUAUUAUUUGCAUCAUCAACAACAAAACAGCCCACGUUUCAUUCUAUAAUUAGCUUAAUGGACCCUUCCAAUAUGGCGGAUGCAUUGACGUGUUGCUGUAUGCUAAGAGACGCGGCUAAUGCGGCGUUCACCUUGCUGUAGCCAAUCCUAGUGGAGGAGACGGAAACCUGUCGGAAAACGGGUGUGGGGAAAAAAUAAGACAGGCGCAGGGAGAAUUGGUGGGAGUUCGCUGUGUAAUGGCGGCCUCGGUGUUGCUGACUGCGGAAAGCACCGUGCCUGGAUUCGCUGUCGGUGCUAGUAGCGGUGCGUCAGGGAGCUCCGGGAACGGACUAACCGUGCCGGGACCGGCGAGUUGGAACCGUUCCUUGGACCGGGCGUUCGAAGAAGCCGCGGCCACCGGCGGCCUGAACCUGAGCGGCAGGAAGCUGAAGGAGUUCCCGAGGAGCGCCGCUAAUCACGACCUGACCGACACCACCAGGGCCGACCUGUCACGUAACAGACUGCCCGAGCUGCCUGUGGAGGUGUGUAUGUUUGUGUCGUUGGAGAAUCUGAACCUGUACCAGAACUGCCUGCGUACGCUACCUGAGAGUCUGAUCAAUCUGCAGGCCCUCACCUACCUGAACAUCAGCCGUAACCAGGUGUCCACUCUUCCUGCUCACGUGUGCAGUCUGCCGCUCAAGGUGCUCAUCGCCUGCAACAACAAGCUCGUGUCGCUGCCCGAAGAGCUCGGCCUCCUCCGACAGCUCACGGAACUGGAUGUGAGCUGUAAUGAGAUUCAGACGUUACCUGCGCAGGUCGGGCAGCUCGAAGCUCUUCGAGAUCUGAACAUUCGCCGAAACCACCUGGUUCGACUGCCUCCUGAACUUGCGGAGCUUCCACUGGUGCGCUUGGAUUUCUCCUGUAAUAAGGUGACGUCCAUCCCGGUGUGUUACCGCAACCUCCGACACCUGCAGAGCAUCGUGCUGGACAACAACCCUCUACAGAGCCCCCCUGCACAGAUCUGCAUCAAGGGGAAGAUCCACAUAUUUAAGUAUUUGAACACAGAGGCGUGUAAAAUAGCUCCAGAUCUCUCUGAUUACGACAGAAGACCCCUGGGCUUUGGGUCCUGUGUUGAAGAACUGUAUCCCGGCCGGCCGUACGGAGCUCUGGACUCGGGUUUUAACAGCGUGGACAGUGGAGACAAGCGCUGGUCAGGCAACGAGCCCUCAGACGAGCUGUCAGACCUGCCGCUAAGAGUAGCAGAGUUGACCAGGGAGCAGCGGCAUCGACGGGAACGAGAGCGGGACGAACAAAAGACGGGAUCGCUGCUGGCAAACGGCAUAUUGGAGGCGGAGCUCGACCAGAUCGACUUUAUCGACAGCUGCACAGGAGAGGAAGAGGAGGAGGAUGGGCGGAGCCGAGGACAGGAACCGAUCAGCCUCAGCUCUCAGUUUAUGGCCUACAUCGAGAGACGAAUCACCAGAGAGGGCUCACCGGUGAAAGCAGGUUCCAACAGAGAUGCAAGAAAUGAUGAUUCGAAACGACACAGCUCUUUACACAACCGAAGUGUAUCAGAUACGGUCGGCACGUUGUCCUCUCCUUCUCACAGCCAGCGGCCAGGAUCGGGCGCCGGUCUGGAACGCAUGCGGCGGGAGGCUCAACUCGCUGCUCAGAGGUACGAAGAGGAGAGGAAGAGAACACGAGGUGUACAGAGAGAGGUCAACAGGAGUUACGUCAAGCAGAAGUCGGCUCCGAGUCCACCGAAGCUCAGUCCUGCAGACAGCGAGACCCUGUACCCUUCCAGACGGUCCACUCAUACAGACGACUCCGCCCUCUUAAUGAGUGAAUCCGAGUCUUUAAUGGCAUUCGAAAUAGACAUAAACACCAACACUAUAAAGAAGAGGCCGAGUCCUCAGAAAGAGCAUGGGGAAGAUCGAGCCUCGCUGUCCUCAACCGCCCUCCAGUCCCCCUCUUACCCCAGUCCCUCUGCCCCAACCUCCUGCCGUGGAGCCGCUUCACGUCCCGAGAGCUUCCUGUACCGCCUCAGUCAGAGGGAGGAGAAUAAAAAACGAGGUGAUGGGAGGUCUGGAAGGCCAGAGCAAGAUGACGUGACUCCUACACCAUCACCAGCUCCACGACUCACAGGAGAAGAAGCUGAACUGGUGGAACAGCUCAGAAAGAACAUCGAGUCUCGGCUGAAGGUUUCUUUGCCUAGUGAUUUGGGGGCGGCGCUGACGGACGGGGUGGUCCUGUGCCAUCUGGCCAAUCACGUGCGACCUCGUUCAGUACCCAGCAUCCACGUCCCCUCGCCUGCUGUGCCCAAACUGACGAUGGCUAAAUGUCGACGGAACGUGGAGAACUUCCUGGAGGCGUGUCGUAAAAUCGGCGUUCCUCAGAGUCAGCUCUGUCUCCCGCUCCACAUCCUUGAGGAGAAAGGUUUGGAGCAGGUUGCAGGGACGGUGCGCGCCUUGCUCGAGCUGGCACCUCAGAAAAACAUCACAUCACCAAUUACCAGCUCCGCCCACUCCAUGUAGGACCGCCGGUCACUGGUGGGCGGGGCAUCGGCGUGGCCACAGUACACCGUUUACCCAAUCCAGUGCUCAACCUGGGCUAAAGAGAGAGCGAAACUGCGCACGGCUUUUAAACCCAAUACUGUCCGUCAUCCAACACGUCGGUUCAUACGUAGAGAUGCAGCACUCACUCACUCGCUCGCUCACUUGUUCCACCUGUCACACGAAAGGAAGAGGUGAGCGACUGCAGUGUGGAAAAGAGGAGAGAAGAAGCUGAUCAUCCAUCAUGACAUACUAAACCAUUCAAGCAUUCUUCUUCUUUCCUUACAUUUUCUUUCUAGGUCACAUAAUUUUGCACCAAUUAUUAUUAUUAUUAUUAUUAUUAUUAUUAUUAUUAUUAUAAUUAUAAUCACAGCUGACUCUGGGAUGUCAGAUCUUUAUAAUCAGGACGCUUGUCCAAGUUUCACACGUUGGAUCUUUAAGUAAAACACACUAACUCACUCGUUGAGCAAAGCUGAAAGCCCGACCUCUUGUUUUAUAUAGAACCUUAAACGCUGCACAGAGAUUUAUCAGAAAUGUAGCCACCGGGUGACGCUGUUUCCCAAAGACUGAAUACCCGCUGUCUAAAAUAUCUUUAUCAUAGUUUAUAUAAUAAUGAAUGGUUUAUUAAAAUAAAGCAAGGCACUAUUUGUGCCAUUUUAGGGGACUUAAAAAAAAGAUUAAAAAAAAAACAUCCGAAUAUUGAAACACAUUUUUUUUUAUUUUUUUUUGACGUACAGCCUUGUUUCUAGAUCAGUUUUAAAUACAGCGCUCGCGUCAUGUGGGAGAAUUCGGCUGGAAAAAAAACAGGAGAACGUUCGUGAUGUCCCGCUUUUAGUUUCAGGUCUUUAACACUAACUGAUAGAAACCCAAAAACAUUCAAUUUGUAGAUAUGAGAUGCGUUUAAUUUUCUGUUUAGUUAUAAACUUCUGUCGGAAAUUUUAGGCCCCCCCCCCCCCCCCACCGAAUGCUGUUUUUUCUUCUUCUCCCACAUGAUGCGAGUGCAUUAAAAUGUGAAUUGUUCAUGAAAGGGUUUGGAGGAGACACGAGUGUUGCUUUGCUCGUCUUUGUGUAACAGAUCAUGCAUGAAUGAGAGAUAAAGGGGAGUGGUUCUUUUUAAGGGGGCGGGGCUAGAAUAGACACGCACACACGCGCACACACGUACACCACAUGCACAACACACACACACGGUGCUAGACGCUAAGGCUGUAGUCACCACGGCAUGGCUUGCUUGUCCAUAUCUGUGAUUCUGUUAUCAGAAGCUGGAUGUUUGUGUUUGUGGGUUUUUUUUUUUUUUUUUGGUUUUUUUUAGAAAACCAUUUCUCCAGGAGGAAAAGAAAAAAAUAAUUUUUUAGAAGCAGCAGAAUGCUGAAAUUUUGGCAUUCAAAUAUUCCUUUUUUUUUCUUGUAUCCGAAGUUCCACAUUUUCCUUAUUUAUUAUCUCAAAGUUCUGAAUUAUCUCAAAAAUCUGUUUUUUUUUGUUUUGUUUUUUUUAUCUCCGAAUUCUGACUCGUUCUGUGUUUUUUUUUCUCUCCUUUAAAUGAUCCUUUAAAUAAAAUGAUCUUAACUCGCUCUUAACUCGCGUCCAGUUCCUAUCUGUCGUAUCUUAUUUUUACAAUCUCCGUGUUCUAACUGAUGACAGACAUGAUAGAAAUCUGUGCUUUUUAUUUCUAGCUCUGAACUGUUCGGCAGGACGAACUGAGAGCUUAGUAGGGCGUCGGCUAUGAAAACCGGAUCGUUCGACGUCAAUCUUUAUUCAAUAAGUUUAACUUUGAGAUGCGAUCAAAUCUUUGAGAGAACACAAUUCUGAGAGAAAAUCUUUCGAUCAGUCAGAAUUCUGCUGCUGCCAAAAAGUUUUUUUUUUCCCUACCUAACAGAAAUGGAAUUCUAUAUCAGGCCAUCGUUAAAAAUAUUUUGGUUUGCAGUAACAGUAAAAA
Messenger RNA from Tachysurus fulvidraco (yellow catfish), 4482 nucleotides. It is a transcript of the gene lrch3, whose product is annotated as leucine-rich repeats and calponin homology (CH) domain containing 3. Lineage: Eukaryota; Metazoa; Chordata; Actinopteri; Siluriformes; Bagridae. The coding region runs from base 255 to 2531 and encodes 758 amino acids. The transcript has 21 exons. Gene Ontology annotation, molecular function: protein binding. The record is from RefSeq and is a predicted model, not a curated record.